AUGGGUAACAGCCAAGGCAAGCCCGUCGAGUUCGACGGUGAAGCGAACCUCAACCAUUUCCGCUUGCUACGAGUCGUCGGCCGAGGAGCCUUCGGCAAAGUCCGGAUCGUCGAGAGGAAGGAUACCGGCUUGUCUUUCGCCCUGAAGUACAUCCGGAAGGAUGAAGUCGUCCGAUCUGAGAGUGUUCGCAACAUCAUCCGGGAACGACGAAUGCUCGAGCACGUAAACCACCCAUUUAUUUGCAACCUGCGCUACAGUUUCCAAGAUAUCGAGUACAUGUAUCUAGUCGUUGAUCUGAUGAGCGGCGGUGAUUUACGGUUCCACAUCUCCCGAAAGACCUUCACCGAAGACGCUGUCAGGUUCUGGAUCUCCGAACUGGGCUGUGCCUUGAGAUAUAUCCACGGCCAGAACAUCAUCCACCGAGACGUGAAGCCCGACAACGUACUUCUAGAUGCAGACGGACACGUGCACUUGACAGACUUUAAUGUUGCCUCGGACGUUGUUCCUGGCAGAAUUCUAUCGAGCAAAUCCGGUACUCUGGCCUACCUUGCGCCCGAGGUCUACGCAGGCCAAGGCUACGAUGUCCGCGCCGAUUGGUGGUCAUUGGGGGUGCUCUUCUAUGAGUGCAUCUACAACAGAAGACCAUUUGAAGGCAACUCCGAGGCUUCGCUUGGCACAGUCAUACAGGCCGCAAAUCCCAAGUAUCCUGUCACCUCUCCGCCGGUCUCGUUACUCUGUUUAUACGCCAUCAAGGAUGCCCUAGAAGUGAACCCAGAUAAGCGAUUGGGUUCGACAUGGGAAAGCUUUACGCGACAUGACUUCUUUUCAUGCAUUGAUUUCGAAGCCCUCGAAAGGAAAGAGAUCGAGCCCGUAUUCGUCCCGUCCUCCGAAAAGACGAACUUCGAUGCCACCUAUGACCUAGAGGAGCUGUUGCUCGAGGAGGCGCCCCUAGAGGCUCGCGCUCGGAGGCAAAAGCCGCGCGAUAGGUUAAAAGAAGACGCCACAGUCAAGGAGAUCAGAGAGGAGGAAUUGUAUCGCAUGAUCGAGACAGACUUUAGGCCGUUUGACUACACAUUGGCGGCAUAUAAGAAGAUCACGGCACAGGUCGAGGGUCAACAAGCCGCUGGGUGCCCAGUCCUCGUCAUGCCUGAUGAGAUGCAUGCGCCGCAAGCACUGACGACCGACGAGGCGACGCCAGUUUCUCAGAUGACAACAAAUGGAGCUACCAAACAACCCUCACUCCAAUCACAACCCGCCUCCGAAACCCCCCCCGGCCAAGAAAAUGGUGCCGGCCCCCCAAACACUCACAAACUGCACCCCCCGUCAAUCAGCAAUCGUCGACUGCCAUCACCCCUACAACCGUACCCUCAAGCCUAUACAAACAACGCCAAUCCCGGCAGACCCGGCCGCGGGGGUGCGCCGGGCAUGAUUGUCGAGUCCCCUACCGGCGGCGUCCAAGUCACUCUAGAUGGCGGCGGUAGCUGGUCUGAUCUCGCUCGGCAAGAUGCCACAUUACCGGCGGAUGCCAGCGGCACCAACCACGAGAUGGGCGGGAAGCUGGAAACCGGCGGCGGCGGCGUCUUCGGGUUCCUGAGCAGGAAGAAAGGCCGUGCAAAUAGCCCCAAGCCAAAGGAAAGAGGCGUGCUUGGGAAGGAGGGCGCAAGAGUCGUUAUUGGCUGA
Phialemonium atrogriseum is the source of this 1680-nucleotide messenger RNA. RefSeq names its product putative agc yank protein kinase. NCBI's taxonomy places the organism in Eukaryota, Fungi, Ascomycota, Sordariomycetes, Cephalothecales, Cephalothecaceae. The transcript is spliced from 7 exons. Gene Ontology annotation, biological process: protein phosphorylation. The record is from RefSeq and is a predicted model, not a curated record. The coding region runs from base 1 to 1680 and encodes 559 amino acids. Gene Ontology annotation, molecular function: ATP binding; protein kinase activity.